AUGGCUGGCGAAGGAGAUGAAGAAAGAUUCAAUCUCCAAGAAGGCCACGGCACCGAUCUUGGGCGUGCCUUGAGAUUGCUGUGGCACGGUGCAGCCGCGAGCAUACUCGAAUUGUCUGGAUGCUUGGACACGGAGCCACGGAGCCUUUGCAUCAAGGCGGCAGAAGAGCGGGAGGCCUUCCUCCAGGCACUGAUGCAAGACCGGGCCGAGGCCGGCAGAGGAGCGACGGAGUUUCCCAGCGCUGCCGAGAGUUGGCAUCUUGCGUGCGUUUGCCUGUGGUCUCUGUGGCGCGGGCGCGUUCCUGAGGCUAAGCGGGCGGAGACACUGCGACGCCUUGAGGCCACGAACCGUGCCGUUCGAGCCCAAUUUGAACAGCUCGUGAGCACCGACGACUUCAAGGAGGCCAAAGUCCAGUUUCUGGCCGGAGUGGAGGAAAUUCCAAUGGAAGGGCCGCAUGCCGGAUCUGCGGCUGCCUCAUCCAAUGUGUCCAUGACAGGACAUGUCAAGAAACCCAUCUUGAAGGGUGCUGGCGAGCGCAAGCACGUGGCCGCCUGCCGUGGGCAAGCUUGCGGGGACGAAACGCCAAAUUCAAAUUCUUCUGACGACAGCGUGUACCCUGAGUAUGAUGGGGACGACGACUUUGUUUGCUUCGAGGAGUGA
Molecule: messenger RNA, 660 nt
Organism: Symbiodinium natans
Lineage: Eukaryota; Dinophyceae; Suessiales; Symbiodiniaceae
Source: the annotation of a GenBank genome assembly